UUCUUCUGUUGUGUUGUGAAUUUAUCGCAACGUUCAGGCCAAAGUCCACUUUCUGGGUCAAACACAAGCAACGUGGACAUUAUUACAAUCAGAGACUUCACUAAGACGAAGACACUGAGGACAAUGGACACAACAUCUUCCCUCAUCAGAUCUGUGACCAAGCGAGUGUGGUCGCCGCCACAGCGGCCCUUCAGGGUGUGCUGUCACACGAGGGAGACCAGGAAGGGCGUCACGGCCGGGACCCUGGCAGAGCUCAAAGACAGGGUGUGCCAGGCCUUGCUGCUGUCUCUCUCUGCAGUGUCUCUGUCUCUGGUCUGUGAGGAGGACGGGACAGAAGUGGACUCAGAAGAGUUCCUGAUGACGCUGUCGGACAACACGACGCUGAUGGCUCUGGAGCCUGGACAGACAUGGAGACCACAGCAGGACGCCGUUGUGCCAAAAUCCCAAAACGACAACCGGCCUCGGACAGGACGAGACAUAGCCCGUGUGACCUUUGACCUUUACAGGUUGAACCCCAUGGAUGUGUUUGGCUCCCUGAGUGUAAAAGCCACCUUCCAAGGCCUGUACUCUGUGAGCGCCGACUUCCAGUGUCUGGGGCCAAAGAAGAUCCUCAGAGAAGCCCUGCGUGUUGCCUCCACCCUCCUCCAGGCUGCUGGACACCUGCUGAUCGCCUCCGCCAGCAUGAUCCGCCACAUCAUCGAGGGCACUGAGUUCUGGCAGCCACAGAGGGCCGAGUACACGGCCACCUGGAAGUGACAUCACAAAGGGAAACCUUCAGGAUGACUCCUUCAUCACCGA
This is a messenger RNA of Thalassophryne amazonica, 798 nucleotides long. It is a transcript of the gene cideb, whose product is annotated as cell death inducing DFFA like effector b. NCBI's taxonomy places the organism in Eukaryota, Metazoa, Chordata, Actinopteri, Batrachoidiformes, Batrachoididae. The transcript is spliced from 5 exons. The record is from RefSeq and is a predicted model, not a curated record. Gene Ontology annotation, biological process: regulation of apoptotic process; apoptotic process. The coding region runs from base 124 to 756 and encodes 210 amino acids.